UGUGUAAUUUUCGAUCUGACAACUUGUAAACUGAAAAAGUUUAAUCUCUCGUCGUUUAAUUAUAAAAAAAAAAACUAUUUAAACGAACAAAAUGUAUAAACCGGAAUUGUAUGAAGAAAAUCAUCGACAUGAUAAAAUUGUGCUGGAACUAUUAGAAAAAUAUAAAUUCGAUUGGCGUGCUGAUGGCACAGACUCUUUAAUUGACAUCGGUUGUGCAUCCGGUGAUGUUACAAUUAAGUACAUACUGCCACUUUUACCGCCAAACUUUAAACACUUGAUUGGCGUCGAUGUAUCGGAUAAAAUGAUUUCUUAUGCCCAAGAAAAGUAUUCACGUCCAAAUGUUGAAUUUAAACUGUUCGAUAUUGGCGUCGAUAGUAGUGAUCGCUUGCAACAUGUUGAUCACAUAACGUCAUUUUUAUGUUUGCAUUGGGUAAAAGAUCAAAAGGCGGCCAUUCAAAACAUUUACAAUUUACUGAAUGAUGGGGGCGAUUGUUUAUUGUGGCUAGCUUCUCAUAAUCAAUUUUAUCGCGCCUAUGAACAAAUGGCAGUUCAGGAAAAGUGGUCAAAAUACAUGGGUGGUGUUGACAGUUUUAUUACGCCGUAUCAAAACUUGAAAAGCCCGGAAUUGGCUUUUAAGCGUCUACUGGAAGAAUGUGGAUUUUCUACCAUCCACGUUGAAGCGGAAAAACAUGAAUUCACAUUUGAUGAUGUAAAUCAGUUCAAAGCUUUAUUAAGGUCGGUUGAUCCGUUUUACGAACGAAUUCCUACAGAUCAACAUGAAAACUAUUUCAACCAAGUGGUUUUUGCGACUUGUGCUUCGACUCACUUAAGCAGCUCGUUCAAUGUUUCUAUGCGCAGCAUAGUUGCAUAUGCUAAAAAGUAGACUUUUGACAAAAUGCGAAUUAACGAAAGUUAUUUCAAUAAACA
Bradysia coprophila is the source of this 927-nucleotide messenger RNA. RefSeq names its product juvenile hormone acid O-methyltransferase-like. NCBI's taxonomy places the organism in Eukaryota, Metazoa, Arthropoda, Insecta, Diptera, Sciaridae. The record is from RefSeq and is a predicted model, not a curated record.